This is a messenger RNA of Poeciliopsis prolifica (blackstripe livebearer), 4435 nucleotides long. RefSeq names its product collagen, type VI, alpha 2 (gene col6a2). The record is from RefSeq and is a predicted model, not a curated record. Lineage: Eukaryota; Metazoa; Chordata; Actinopteri; Cyprinodontiformes; Poeciliidae. The coding region runs from base 240 to 2969 and encodes 909 amino acids. The transcript is spliced from 31 exons.
UUGGCUGGGACUGGGACCGGGACGGCAGGGCGAAAGGACGGCUCUCUGCUGCGGGAAGUACGCGCACAUCUCGGAGCUUUUCUUUCCCGCGUUGUCCUCCCGAAAUUCCUUCCCCUUUUGGUGUUUCCUCCAUCGGCUUUUCCCCUCUGCGGAGAUGAGGACAUAACCAGCUUCGUGGGGCCCCCAGCUGCGUAAAAGUUUGAAGUGGCCGACAGUUCAGACAGGAGAAGAAGAAGAAGAUGAUGCUGGCGUUCGAGACCGUCGUGCUCUGCCUUCUCCUCGGAGCCCUGACUCACGCCCAGAAAGCAGACUGCAACCAGAAGAGAGAAUGUCCCAUACACCUGUACUUCACCAUCGACACGUCUGAGACCAUCGCGCUGCAGGAGUCGCCCCCUGGAGCGUUGGUGAAAAGCAUCCGGUCAUUCACGGAGCAGUUUGUACGGCGAUUGAACGAUGAAGAAAUCCGGGGCGCUGUCAAAGUCACCUGGGGCAUCGGUGGACUGCACUUCUCCCAGACUCAGGAGGUUUUCAGCCCCAUCCAAGGAAAGGACGCCUUCAUCUCCGAUCUCGUGAGAAUUGAGAAAUACCUUGGAAAAGGCACCUACAUCGACUGCGCUCUCCGAAGAAUGUCCGAGGAGAUGCUGCUUGGACCCUCUUCGAGCGGCACACCCCUCCGGUUCGCCGUGGUCAUCACCGACGGCCACGUGACCGGAAACCCCUGUGGAGGCAUCAAGGUGUCGGCGGAAGACGCGCGUGAUAAGGGCAUCAGGGUGUUUGCCGUGGCGGCAUCGACGAACAUCGAGGAGACGGGACUGAAAGAGAUUGCCAACUCCCCGGCGUCGGUCUUCAGAGAUAACUUCAUGGCUGUGGACCUGAGCAGGGGCAGACCUGCCAUACAUACCGCAACGAUAGACCGCAUCAUCCAGACAAUGAGACAUAUGGCGUUUGUAGACUGUUAUAACGUGUCCUGCCUGGAGACAGAAGGGCAGCCUGGUCCAAAAGGCCACAGAGGACAGAAAGGAGCAAAAGGAGACAAUGGAGAAGCAGGACAAAAAGGUGAAAGAGGUCGCCCAGGAGACCCCGGCAUUGAAGGUCCCAUCGGUCAACCGGGUACUAAGGGUGAACCUGGUCCCAAAGGCGAGAAGGGAGAGAUUGGAACUCAAGGCAAAAAGGGUGUGGCUGGUAUUCCAGGACGUAACGGAACCGAUGGACAAAAGGGCAAAAUUGGACGGAUUGGUGCCCCGGGUUGUAAAGGAGAUCCAGGCGACAGAGGUCCCGAUGGUCAUCCAGGAGAUGUCGGCGAACGUGGCCCUCCAGGAACUGAUGGGGAGAAGGGUGACCCUGGGCGUCCUGGAAGAGCUGGUCCCCCUGGCCCGCCUGGAGAAGGUGGACCACAGGGAGAAAGAGGAAGUAAUGGAUCACCUGGCCUUCCUGGCAAUAAAGGAACCCCUGGUCUCCCUGGAACUGCGGGAAAACGAGGCGAGGAAGGAAGAAGAGGAGACUACGGGCCUAAAGGUGAACCUGGACUAGAUGGUACCAAGGGAGAGAAGGGUGAAAUGGGACCAGAGGGCUUGAGAGGAGUCCCUGGAGGACCAGGAGGCAAAGGUGCAAAGGGAGACACUGGCUUGCCAGGACCUAGAGGACCAGCAGGAGCUUCAGGGGAGCCUGGAAAAAACGGCACCAGAGGAGACCCUGGUGAUAUUGGACCGAGAGGAGAGCCUGGGCAGCCUGGACCAAAGGGAGAUGCUGGAAGACCUGGUUUUAGCUAUCCUGGACCGAGAGGAGAUCCAGGUGACAGAGGGGACCCGGGCAAGCGUGGACCCCCUGGCAGCAGAGGAGACUGUGGUCAGAAGGGAGAACCCGGAAAUAAAGGAACUCCAGGAGAUCCGGGUGAACCAGGGCCCACUGGGGAACCAGGGCAAAGAGGACCAAGAGGAGGUCCUGGUCGUGAUGGAGAUCCAGGUCCAGAGGGAGAUCCCGGACUUACUGAAUGUGAUGUCAUGAACUACAUCAGAGAGACGUGUGGCUGUUGUGACUGCGAGAAACGCUGUGGAGCCUUGGACAUUGUCUUUGUUAUUGACAGCUCAGAGUCUGUGGGACUCACCAACUUCACCUUGGAGAAGAACUUCGUCAUCAACACCAUCAACAGACUGGGAUCUUUUGCCAAAGACCCGCAGUCCGAAACAGGCACAAGGGUUGGUGUGGUACAGUACAGCCAUAAUGGGACCUUCCAAGCAAUCAAUCUCAAUGACAGCAACAUCAACUCAUUGACGGCGUUUAAGGAAGCUGUGAAGCGAUUAGAGUGGAUCGCAGGAGGAACCUGGACUCCAUCUGCUCUUAAGUUCGCCUACGACAACCUGAUCAGGCACAGCCGGCGAGCCAAAGCCAACGUCACGGUUGUCGUGAUUACGGACGGACGCUUUGACCCAAGAGACGACGACAGGCUGCUGCCAUAUCUGUGCAAUCACCCGGGCGUCGAUGUGAGCGCCAUCGGUAUCGGAGACAUGUUUGAGCAGGUCGAGGAGAACGAGAGUCUGCAGAGCAUUGCCUGCCAGAAGCAGGGCAGAGUGAUGGGAAUGAGGCGAUUCGCAGACCUGGUGGCAGAGGAAUUCAUCGACAAGAUUGAGACUGUGCUCUGCCCUGAUCCUGCCAUCAUAUGCCCUGAUCUUCCAUGUAAGUCAGGAGGGGGCGUCACUCUAGGGGAAGCCCCGCCCCCCUGGAAGCCACUGGCCGAAGAAGGCAGCCCCUCUCUAGUCCCCACCUCACUGGAGAGUGUGGCCGGCCUGCUGAGCAACCUGAACAAGCAGCAGUAUGGGGUUGGCAUAGCAGCCAUGGCGUACACAGCCCAGAGAGCCAAACUCUCCCAGGGAGUGGACAGGGAGCAGUGGACCAAGCUGUUCAUCGACUCAUUUAAAUAUGUCUAUGGCGACCUUAUGGGAGACCCCGAGAAAGCCCUUGGGCUUUGUUAGUGCUACAGUCCUAACCAUGCUACCUCGCCUCAAUGACCUUGACUAAUAAUAAGCUUGCUAAAAUGACUUGAUUUGUGUUGAAAUCGUUUUUUUUUUUUUUUUCUGCAGGUGCAAUACAUGUACAGGCCAGUGAAAUGAACUGCAUGAAGCUUUGAGAGCAAACUUGUGUGUUUUUGUGCAAAUGUGACGAAGACAAAUAAUUCAAAAUGUAGCUCAGGCUCGCUCUCCUGCGACAGCGUUUUAGGGCUGUUGUUGAUAAAAAAAAAAAAGAAAAAAAAAUAUGUCAAUUUCCGGCACAAAAAUGAAAAAAAAAAAAAUUGAAAUAUUUCCUAAAGUAAUUUUUCCCCCUUUUGAUACUAUAAAUUUCCAAGUUGUUUGUAGCAAAAUUCUGAGAUUAAUCUCAAAAUUUCAGAUUUUUUCAGGGCGUGAGAGGAAUUUUCCACAUCGACAUCAGAAAUGUCCUGUCUUUUUUCUAGAAAUUGUCUGUUUUUUAUAGCAACUUUUUGACUUCAAUCUCAGAAAUUUGCAAAUUUCAGAUCAAUCUCAAAAUUUCAAACUUUUCAGUGAAAAUUUCCUCCUCCUCCUUUUUUUUCUAUCUAACAUGCAGUCGUAACGCGUUUUUUGUCUCCCAGAGAAACAUGUUUGUUUCGUACACAUAAUAUUUUUGGGUUUUUUGCAUAUUAGUCGAUUUUGAGUUAAAAUGGAAAACAGAUGUCGUCCAUUUGAUGGUGUCGACUGUAGACCCGUUCAUGUUGCUUUUGCACAGUGGCCCUGUGAUGAAGCCUCGUUUCCACUGUGAAUCAUGAGCUUUAUGAGUCACUCGAAAUGUUUCCCAACUUUUUUUUCCUUCUUUUUCUUUUCUUUUUUUUUUUUUUUUUUGCUGUUUUGCACAUAUCCAUGGUUACAGCCUUUACUUUUAUCCCAUGUGAGUGUUUUAUGGUGGCUUCAAGUAAUUACAUGGAAAUAAUGUGGUCUAUAAAUACAUUUCACAUUAUUUUGUAUAUGAGUCAGAGGCCUUUGUAUGUGUAUGUUUGGUUGAUUUGCUUGGCUCGGUCAGACAAGGAAAUAUUGUACAUUAUACUCCUGGCUGGUGCAUGACUCUUACAGCAUGUGGCUUGGUCUAUGAAGUUUGAUGACUAGAAAGAAUUGACCACCUUGUAGCUUUAACCAGGUGUUACUUUACCUAUAGCUCUGUGACUGCACCUAUCAGAUGUGAACAAUGUUGUUUUGAAUAAAAUGGAAUGUAAUCAAUCUUUAUGUGUUGGCAAGAAAUAAAACAAAAUGGCAGAGCAAACUCAAACAGCACUGUUUUUGUUGAACAUUAAUAGCAUUGAUCAACGCUGGCAUGUAAAGAGUUGUUGCAUGUUAUUGUAUUUUCUCAGCCUCAACUUUUUGAACAUCUGCGCUCCAGCUGUUGCUGACUGUACACUACGCUUUGUGUGUGUGUGUGUGUGUGUGUGGGUCUG